UGCUUAAAAAAUUUUUUAAAUUUUGUUAUAUAUUUUUAAUAAAUUUACAAUGAACAUAGAUAGUGCAGCGAGAAACUUUUAUUGGUAAAACUAUUAAAAAAUUUGAUUAGUCAUAUACAUCUGACUUUUGACUCCUUUACAGUCAACUGAUAAGACUCGUAUUUUGCCUUUCGAUAGUAAACUAAAGUUCUUGUAUCUGUUGACGAAACUAAAGUUGAAUUGCUUCUGAGAAAUGCAAAUGGAUAGACGGACUGACAAACGGUUACUGUAAAAUUAUAAAAUGAUUAAUUUUAUUAUUUAAUUCUUAAUGCUCUUUGAAAAUCAAUUCAGAUGUGUGUAUGUGUGUGUAUCAGAAUAUAAUAUCGAUUUAUCUUUUGCCUCCUUUCAUUAUUUGUCUUCGGCAUAUAUUGUAUAAAUAUCGCUUGGCCUAGGAAUACGUUUUCUCGUUAUUUGAGUGGCCAUUUAUUCAACGAUAUGCCAAAAAAUUUUUAAUAUUUAUCAAUUCUUUUCAAAUGGAGGACUGUAUAUCGUUUACUUAUGAUUUGAUUGAACGAAUGAUUCUUUUUUGGAUGUCAUUCUAGCACAUAUAUCGUUCGUCACAAGUAUAUUUUUAAAUAGAUUGUUAUACAUCUAAGAUGUUCUAAUUUUAUAGAAAUAAUUGAGUGGCAAUUAUUUUUAUAAAUUGAGAGAAAGAAUCUUUAAAUACCGAAAAUAUUGCUUUCAUGUAACAAACGCUUCACUAUUGUGCGUACAAGGGGUUCAUUGGAUCAAUAUCCAUUUCCUUACACCUGAAGCACCACCAUGAUUAGCUAUAGCUUUAGUGGAAAAGUUUUUACGUCUAUUACGGCGAAAACUAGGGAUAUCAUUUACGUGCGUACGUUUAAUGCGACUGCGUGUACUAAUAUACACGGUGUUCUGUGUGUAUCAUGUAACAAGAAGAUGUAAAAUUACACUUUAUAAUAUACAUUUUUUUUUUAAUUACGUGAUAAUUUAUUAGGUAUAACCUUAUCAAAAAAUAGACUCGAGCUGUAAUGCAAAAUCGAUUGUGACCUGAUUCAAAUCACGAGGUCAUAAAUAGCUGUUCCAAUAAAAACUCGAAAGUCGACAGUCCUAAAUAUUUUUGUAAAGCUGUCGUAGCGUCGAAUUCGAUCAAAUCGUUUUACUUUGCGAACGAAGCGACCACUUCCAUUUUAAAUUCACUGCAGCGCUUUAUAAUUCACCCUAUAUGCAAUGUGAACAACGCCGGUGACAAAGCGUGCAGAAUCGUCGGAAAAUAAUCGAUCGUAAGCGAGGUGUACGUGCGUGGUUGAAGUGCGGGACAUCGUCAUUCGGCCUCUUUGAAGAUUGGACGUUCGCCGAAGGACGUUCCCGCAUUUCAAUUCUGUGCGAACGCCGUGGAAGACUAAAGAAAAUUUGUUUCAAGUGAAACGGACAUCCGUUCGAACGAAAAGCAAAGUUUGUGAUUGUCACGCGAUUUCGUACGGAGACUCCGUAUUCCGCCACGAGAGCAAAAGAGAAGAAAAAGAAAAAAGAAGAGAAAUUGCAUAAAUUGAAUGCAAAACGCUGCGACCCGAUCGCCAUACGAUAUACAUUCAUCAAGCAAACGCGGCAGCGCAACGAUACCAUGACGGUCUCGCAAUCUACGAAUGUGGCUCUAUAUAAGCAAUAACACACAAUAUGUAUAUUCAUUAAUCACAUUUCCGGUGCAUCGGAAAGGUCGAAGCUUUUCCGAAAAUGGAUACGAAAUUGUGAACUGUGCCUCUUGCCGCUUGAUGAAUAAAUCGUGGCCUGGUGAAUUAUUGAUGCUUUACGAUAAACAGACGAAUUAACGUAAUUUAAUUACGAGAAGGCCGAAAAUAUUUGCCGGCUUUUAAGAGGUCGGAAUAAAGCAAACUGUUCUGAAUAAAGGCGCUGUUUGAAGCACUUGUCGAAUGUUUCUCUUUUAAAAGUGGAUCGAGACGCUUUGCGUGACUGCAAAAGAUGACGUCGCCGACGAAAAUGAUUUGAAUUCUUCACUACGAACGAAAGAAUAUUUGUACUUCUUUAUAUCUGACGAAUGAAGGGGGAUGAUAAAUAAUUAAUAACGGAAUCAUGUCGCGCCUUCGUCAAGUUGCGAAAAUGAAGUUUCGUGUGCUAUUGACGAGUUAUGCUGACGUUGACCAAAAACAGAAAACAAGAUGGACGAAUACGACAAAAAGUUUGCAGAGAUGCAAAAGUACAUUCCAUUUUUGGAAGCGAUGAUCCUGAGAUUGCAAAACGUUAAAGACAAGGAUAACCGGGAAAUUCAAUUGCAGAAAAUGCAAAGUCUGCUUGGAAUUUUGUCAAACAACAAGCGACGAAAGUUAAAGAUCGAGACUUUGGAACGUUGCGAAGAUGUUUUGCAGAAGCUGUAUAAUAAAGUAGAAAAGUUUCAGGGAAAUACACCUGGUUUACAAUUGUCAAGUAAGCAUCGUGAUUUCACCUCGCAACCUUCGACUUCAAGAGCGAAUUGGUGUCAGGAAGCAGAGCAAUCACAAGAUAAAGAAAUUAUUGAGGAAACACCAGCAAGUCCGGAUACUGCAAGAUCUUCCAGUCCCGAUUGCCAAAUUUUGCCUAUAGUAAUUCCCACGGAGCGCGACAAGGAGCAGAACAAAGACAAAAGACAGAAACAACGUUCCAAAAUAAUUCCAAUUAUUACGCUUACGGAUAAUACAAAAACUAUAACCAUCUCGUCGCCAUCAGAAGCGGAGUCCAAUGCAGACGAUGUUACAUAUACUGAAUGGGACAUGUUAGAGGAAUCGGAAAGGCAUAGCUCGAGAAACAGAGAAAAUCGGUCAUCUUCGUUAAUCGCUACCAGCCAUGAUGUAUUGACUGCUGCAAAGUUAAUUAGUGACAGUCUACCGCAAAAAGUUAGUGAUAAUAGAAGUUAUGAAUUAAACCCGCAAGAUAUAUUGACUGUCCCGGUGCCUUCUCUCGGUGGUUCCAGGCGAUUGUCCUCGGUUCUAGAGAAAAGUAAGCUAAGUUUGAGCUCAUUAAACAUAAACAUCGCCGAUUCCUCUAGACCGGAAUCACCCGUGAAUGUUCCUGAAGUGAGACUCAACUCUCCUGAUCCUGAAAUAUUGUUUGCGAAACCCACAACCUCGUCGCCCAAACCGAAAGAUAGUCAUAACACGUCAAAACCACCAUCGAAACCGCCGUCAAUACCGCUUCUAUUCUCACCACCUUUGUCCCACGAGCCUCCAUUGUCUAUGGAAGAUCUGGCGGAACUAUUAAAUGAAGGCGAUGGCAAGAAUGAUAAUGGCGAGAGUGAAAAUGCCACAAAGAAGAAGCAAGAAACGGACAAAACAUCGAAGAAUCUAUCAUUAUCGGAGAGAGAAAAGCUUACCACUAGAAAAAAUUUACCAAAUACAGCAGGAACUUUGCCCAUGAAAUCAAGUGCUACCUCAUCAAUCGGACCAUCUCAUCAGUCGAACGAUUCUCACCGAUCGACUUCUAUAUUUCAAGAGCCGCGUUACGCAGAUAACUAUGAGAGGCAUCCACGUCAACGUGAUGCUCAUUCUCAUGAGAGCACAAAAGAUAAGUCAACUAGUAGUCCCAUUAUUCUUGAUGAAAUCUCUCCUCAGAUAUCAAUUCUUCAUAACGCUGCGAAUAAACCAAAUGAGAGAAAUUCCGUUCCGUUGUAUCAAAGACGCCCGCCAGAAGGAUGGAAGGAAACGAAUCUGCCUAGACAGGAGAAUGAAUUCAUAAUAGAUAAUACUGACUAUUAUAAUAUGCACACGAAUCAGAUGCAUUGGUCCUCUCCCACGGCCAUUAGUGACCAUCAGUUUGGUAAUACGCAAUGGACACCUUCUACUUAUGGAAUGACUAAUCCACUGCAACCCACUCAGCAUCCUUUUCAACAUCCGAUGGAACCACAAUUUAGGCAAAAUCAGUUUCCGCCAGCUUUACCCACUGGCCCUAGACCAUUGAUUAAUCCCGCGGUGCGACCGCAGGAGAUGAGUCAUGUGAGACCGGAAAACAUUCGGGAAGAUAUUCCAUCUUCGAUACCUCCUGGAUUUUCAUCGCAAUACAGAGGCUUUCAGAUGGGUCAAGGAUCUUACGACCCAGGCACUGUUGGUAGACCGACAGAAUAUCCACACGUAAGACCAACGUGGGAAGGUUCUGCUAAUAGGGUAAACGAGACUAAUUACGAAAAUGUGAUUUCCUGUGGAAUUCAGGUCGUAGAGAAUUCCACAGGGAUUUCGUAUCCACGACCCAACACACCUUGUCCUUGGGGCACACGUGACAGGCCAAACAGAGGUCAGGGGAGGGAUGGAUAUUAUGAGAGAAAUAGGACAGAAGUGAGGCCCAAUUUUAAUCGUGAUGUGCGACGAACCGAUUGGUCACGCGAUGGUCACUCUGAUCGGGAAAAUCUGAAUCGUUUCCCAAAUCGAGAUCCACGUGUUCGUACGGAACAUAACGUGACAAGUGCGAAUCAGGCCAAAGACACUGGCUUUUCGGCCAGAGAUCCGCGCCUUGCCAAAGAUAAACAUGUGAAUUCAUCAACCAAAGAUACUGUUCACUAUGAGAGAGAUCCAAGGAUACGGGAUCCUAAACCGGCAAAGACAACGAUGACAAAGGAGAAACCAUGCUCGCAGAAAUUAUCUGAAAAAGAUAAGUUAGACAAAUUGCCCAAAGACAGAAUGCAGUCACCGCUAGAAAGUCUUUAUGGAGUAAUAGACACGAAGGCCAGUCAGAAUUCUGGUCUGCAUAAGUUCAAAAUUCCUAAAAUCAAACGACCAGAACCACCAAGUCGCAUCAUUAACGAGAAAAAUACUGAAAACACGUCCAAACCAUCACGUGCAAAGAGUAGUAGUAGCAAGAACAACAAAUUGUCUUUUAAUAAAAACAAGGACGUUGCAAGUGCUGAAGUGAGCAGCAGUAGUGAUGGUAAUCAUAUAACGGAGAAUCCGAUUCAACAAAAUGAUGCUGCAAAGGAGGGUAAGAUUAUUUCGUCAUCUUUUGAUAAUGAAAUAGAUUUAGUAGCAAAUAGUUCUAAGUCUAGCGAUGUCACGAAAAAGAACAAGAAAAAGAAUGAAUCAGAUGCGCAUGGAUCGAAACUCAAGUACGAGGAAUUGAUUGAAACACUUAUUAGGAAAUCGUUCGAAGUCGGUACAGGCAAGACGCUAGUUGAACAAGCGAAGUUGAUACAAGAACUCACAAAAGCGAUAAGUUCAGAAAAUUACAAAAAAGUUGAGAAGAUAAUAAAAACUUCUGAAAAAUUAAAAAAAUCUGAGUCUGAAAGUACUUCGGACAAGGAUGAAAUGGUCGAAGUGAAAAAAACUCAAAUCAAGAAAAAAAGACGAGUGAUAGUAUCAGACAGCUCAGACGAUGAGUGUCUUGCAGAAAGACUUGGUAUCUUAAACACUGACACUGACACAAACGAGAGAGAGAUGGUUUCUGCAAUCUCCACUCAUCCUAAAAAUUCGGAAAAGAAACUCGAGGUAACAGCAUCCAGUAGUAAUUCAAGUAAAGAUCUAAUUAACGAUAUUACCACGAAGGAAAAUAGUUCAUUGAAAACUUGUGACGAAAAACAUGUCCAAAUAGAUAAUAAUAGUAAGACUAAAGAUGUGCAAUUGAAGAAGAAAAAUGAUAAGAACGAUCGAUUAGAAAAUGGUAAUGAAAAUAUUGUUCAGUCAGAAAGCGAAAAGUUAAUAAAUAGUGAAGAUAGAUUAGAAGAUGAAGAGAAGAAACAAAUUGAAGAUAACCAGGAUAAAAUCGAUCAAAGCACUGUCGAAGAGAAGUCAACGGAUAGUGUAGAAAAUAGUAUAGAAUGUAUGGAUCAGAAUAGUACAAAAAAUAAUACAGAAUGUUUGGAUCAGGGUAAGGAUCAAACAACACAAUCUGUCACUGAUAUUGCAGAUCAAACUGAUCAAAUUUCAACUGAUAAACCAAAGACAAAAACAAGGAGAAGAAACUCUUUGGAAAUGUUGCAAGAGGAUAUCAGAGAAAUGUUCAUUAGCGAAGAUGUAGUAACAGCGACAGGUUAUCGAAUGUGCCGAUUGUCGAAGGAAGGUCAGCCGCCCUCGGGAAUAAGUACAUCAUCAACAAAUUCUAAGAAGGACGAGUCAUCGAAUACUGCGGAAAAGAAGAUUGUGCCGAAUAUCGAAACAAGCGAAUUGGUAACAAGCAACAAGUCGAAGAAAAGUUUAAAAUCUCGUAAUAUCGGAGAAUCGAGUAAACCGAAAGCUAAGAACACACGGUUGACUCGCAAUUUACGUUUACAGAAAUCGUUUCUAAAUUCUGACAGUGAAGAAGAUCAACCGUUGGCUCUGCGAACAGAAAAGUUGCGGAACACCACGCCGAAUCGAGAAGUAGAUCACAGUGAAGAAAGCAAUGACGCACUUUGUAAAUCUAAACGUAUCAUGUGUAAAGACAUUAUUAAGGAACCUCGAGUGCUUGUGGAGAAAACGGAUAUUAGUAAGCUAGAAUCCAAGGUAAUGUUCGAUAGCUCGUCUGAUGAGAGUUUUGGUAUUGAUGUGUCUGAAUUAGCCGCGGCGGUAGACAACUCUCUUCGGCCGGACAAGUUUGAUCAGGACUCCGUGGAAACGGGGAUUAGUCCGAAGAGACAGAAAAAUGUCAAAAAUGCUAGUAAACGGAAAUCGAAAAAGUCGAGUGCACUCAUAGAUAACAAAAGUGAGAACGAAUCGUUCACAGAUGAGGAGAGCGUGAUAUCAGACAUUUCUAUGUCGAGUAGUACGACUGUCAUGAAAAGAACUGGUGGUGCAGCUAGAACAACUACUAAGGAGGAACUUUUGAGCAACAUUUUAGUAGGGCUGACAUCGACGACGGAAAAGAAUACAUUGACUGACAAAGGUAAUGAAGCGGACUACGAAGAGGACGUGACUGAUCUGUUAGCCAUCGAGCCGAGCACGAAAAAAACCUUGGUGAAAAAGAAGAAAAAGAAAUCCAGCUGGCAGAUGGGCAUAGUUACUACUAAGAAGAAAAAGAAGAAAACUUCUUCCAAAACUGCUCAAAUGAGUGUUGAAGAGAAGAAUACUGAAACAAAUAUUUCAACGGAUACUAAGCAAGCUGACCAAUCGAUCGUGGGAAAUAAUAAGUCUGUAACAGCAAAUAAAAUUGAAAAGAUUCUUGGGAGUGACCAUGCUUUUGUUGAUGAUGCCAAUAUAGAUUUGAUGGUAAAACGUGAAUUAAAUGAGAUUAACUCGCUUGUAAAUACGGAUAACUUUGGUGCAGAUUUUAAAGACUUGGGUAACUUUACUGCAUUAUCAGAGUCCUCUAAUACAAUACUUAAAGAAGAAACACUCAUUAAUGAGUCGUUUUCUAUUGAAGAAAGUAAACCAAUAAAAGAAGAAGUGGAAGAUUUUAGUAGCACUGAUCUUAUUACGGCAAGUGCUGCUGAUGUGCAGACUGAUACUUCAAACAAAUUUUUCAAGGAAUCACCGAAGAUUAUUUAUGAUGAGCUGAUGACGGAACUCUUCCACAGGAUAGAUAUUAAGCAUUUAAUAAAUUAUGCAUGGGCUGGUCAGGACAAAUAUAAAUGUUUGUUAUGCUUUUUUACGGGCAAGAAUAUCGUUUAUCAUUAUAAAGUUAUGCAUCCUGGAAAAGAAGUACUUAUCUCGAGGCUCAAGUCGACGGAUGCUAAGACUGCAAUCAUGGAAACCGAGCAUAGUUCAAUGCUAGCAUCCACAGCAGAGACGAAUCAAAUGUGCAAGUUUCGCUGUAGAUUCUGCUGUUUUGUCACAGAAGGCGCAGCGGACGUGGCACUCGAGGCGUUCUACGAACACUGUACCACACAUACAGGUGAAUAUAGGUUCCACUGCAACAACUGUUCUUAUCAGGCAGUGGCCAAAGCGUCUAUGAGAACGCACUAUUACAAGGUAUGUCGUAAGGAUGCGAAAACAUUUAACGAAUCUGCGUCUGAGGACGUCAUACCGAGGGAGGGUGGCAUCUAUGGCUACCUAUGUUGUAGUUGUAAUUAUGUACAGCUAAAGCGACAGAACGUGGAGACACAUAUGGCAUUUUGGCAUCGAGAGCAGAUAGGCACCGAGAUAUUGAAGAUUAAUAUGUCGAUAUCUGAUGAACACGCUACGAGUAAUAACGAAAAGUCACACGAAUCAGAAUCCGUUAACGCUGAGGAAUCUUUCACCAUAGAGACAAAACCACAGGUUCCUGAACUUCAAUGUGAAGCUAUGCCGUUAAUGGAUAACACAAGGUCAGCGAAGUCCGUAAAUAAAGAUGCUACCAAUGAAUGUAUUCUGCUUGAAUCGAAAACGAAAAAGAAUCUUAAAAUCAAACAAGAAGCAGAAGAAAGACCGAAACUGUCUCAAAAAGAAUCAGAGGGGCCGGUGGUCGCCGGUAAUCUAAGCGUAUUCGUUGUUCCACCUGAAUUGGAAAAUAAAGAUAUCGAGAUACAGCGGGAACGGCAGAAGACGAUGCAAGAGAUCGCCAAUAAUAUCGGUAUUUCGUUAAAGAAUUCUAAACCGGGCUUAUCCAUAAUAGACAAACUUCAAAACAAAAUGCGUACGGACGCAGUUGUCAGUCCAGUUCCUGAAUGUGACACGCCAGCGGAUAUUCCGAAAACGAAAGAAAAUCCUUCAGUGCCUUUUGUGAGCGCGUUUGAACCUUUAAAAUCAGAGGAGCUGAUCAUUAACGAAGAUCCUUUAAUUCAGCCGAGCAGUCAAGAGGAUCCUCUUUCUCUUACGGGAAAACAACUAGUUGUUGAUACAUCAGAGGUGACGAAUGAUGAAAGUGAUAAAGUGGACGUGAAGAUUCGGGACCCUCUUAUGAUUAUGGAUUCAUGCAAAAAUAAUGAAAGCGAUGGCGAAAACAGCGACAACGAGCAUUCGGCGCCAAUUUUUGAAUCGGAUUAUAGUAGUGAACAAUCGGAUUCUGAACAGACCGACGUAAAUGUGAUCCUGAAGGAAACUUCAAAUAUGAACACGUCUUCGUUACGUGACCCGAUGCUAACAACGAUACAGAGAUUGGCCGCGCAGCUUCAAAAUACAAAACCGUUGGAGCAGAUGCCCGAACCGAUGCUCGAUAUUAAAGUGGAAAUCAAGACCGAACCUAUGUCUGUAAUUCCGAAACCACCGGACGUCGUACCAAUUGCUAAUAACAAGCGUUUAUUGACGAAACAACAAAACGCCAAUAGUUCGAAAAAGGAAACGUUGACACCAACAUCGUGUAAGAACGCCAAUUCGUCUAAGAAUUUUAUCCGACCCAGGCGAUUGAGUGGUGACAUGCUAUCUGUGCCAACGCAGUCUUCAGAUAAUCAAGAAGAUCCGCAAAAGUCCAAUAAAGAUGGAGUUCAAUUGGAUAGCGCGAUAGACGCACAGCAAACGGAUACAGAAGAGGAAUGUUCGUUUUUAAAGAUCGAAAACGUAGUUAGUCUUGCACCAGGGUCCAAUGAAAGCAUUAUUGUAAAUGAUAUUAGGAAAGCAGUGGAGAUCUCUCCAACGAAGAACAAAGAAAUAUCUAUAUUAAGGAAAACCAAUCAACCUUUAAUAUUGAAAAAGAUAAUUUUACCGCAAUCGUUAGUAAAUACGAGCAUGCAAGGUAAAUCCGAUCAAGAAUUUGCCAACUUAUCAGUAAAAUCCAUUGGCACACAUUUAAUAUCGAAUUCCUUUAUAGUAACUCCAAAGCAACUGGUGGUACCUUCAUCGACAAGCCCAUCGGCUUUGAAUUGCAGACAAAAAAAAAUCCAAGUGAUACGUACAUUUUUGCCAUCUGGCAUUAGUACUAAGGAAAUCACGCCUGUUACGAUCAAUUUUAAAUCUCCGAAUGCAUACACGUCGAUGUUAAUGAAGCCAAAGCUGUGUCACUUCUAUAAAUGCAUGGAACCUAAUUGCGAUUUCACAACCGAUGUUGAAAUAGAUUACUCCCAACACUAUCUUAAACACUACGUGGAUUCGAGCAAGCAGAAUAAUCCAGUAUCGCGCGAUUAUGAAAAGUGUGCUUAUUGUAACACAUCUCUGAAGGAUUGGAUAAGCAUGAAAACUCAUUUGUGGGAGAAACAUAGCCAUUGUCGGUAUCAGUGCGGUUACUGCUUCUAUCGAGCUAUCGUACCGGCCUUUGUACAACACCAUCAAACGACUUGUCAUCCCGGCACUGAAUCUUGCAUUUUAUUGGGCAAGAUGCUAAAGCCGGCCCCAAAACAAGAAAAUAUUAACCGCACCGAAUACAUAAUGCCUUUUGUAUGCAAACUUGAUUGCGGCAAAAUCUUUUACAUACCUGAAACAUUUAUCACGCACUUAAAGACUAAACAUCCAACUUCUCUUAGAUACAGAUGUCAUUUGUGCAAUUCUACGUACUUCACAAUAGAACUUCUUAUGUCUCAUUAUAGAUUGCAUGAAUAUAGCAAAUACCAAUGCUUAUAUUGUUUAUGUGGUCGCGAUAAUUUAAACGAAAUGCAUCAGCAUUUGAGCUCCCUUCAUAACAAUCGACUAGCUCAGUUUCUGGAGCGUUCGCUUCCUGCAACGCCAUCACACGAUAAAAGCGUUAUACAGCAGCUUCUUGUGAGAAUGUUUGACCAGAAAACAAUUCAAGGAGACAUUGGUUUAAACGCUGACGAUGCCAAAAAAAAUACAACCAAGAAAUAUGCUAAUCAAAUCUCUACAGCAUUGUUAAAUGUUAAAAGUGUUUUGAAUGAAGCUCGGUCUAAUCCGCCAAACAAUUCAAGGAAAGACGAUGUUAUUGGAACAGUCAAUGAUAAUUUAAAGAACAUCGAAGUUAACGUUACCAAUGUCUUAACAAAACUGUCUGCAGAUGUAUCUCUCGCCAAUGCUAAUAAAAAAACACGUAAUGGUAUUGCUGAAAAGCCUGUGCAAAAGGAGCCGUCUCUGCAAUCGGAGACGAAAAAAUUAAGUGAUUGUGCCACAAAUCAGAUUCUUCGGGAACCGCAAUUAGAGCUGUUAUCAUCUAAAAAUGAUUCCAACACGAUCAACUCCAACCCAAUAGAAUUUUUAGGUGAUUUUAAUUGCAGCGACGAAUUCGUAAAUACUAAUCUUCUCGAUAACGCGGAAUUAUUUAAAAAAUUUACACCCAAUUCCAACAACUUGUCUAAAGCCACGGAUAAAACUGACGACAGUGACAUCGAGAUAUUGGAAAGCGAAGAGAAAAUUGCGCAAGAAAACGUUGAAAAUAAUGUAAAUAAAAUUACAAAGGAGGCGGUUCUUAAAUCAAAAAUUGAUAUUGUUGAUGAAAACAUUAAAGAACAGGUUGCACCUAGCGAUACUACCGAAACAGAACGUACGCCCACAGACGUGUUGGCAGACAAGUCGGCAAGCGUGUUGGCAGACAAGUCAGCAGGCGUGUUGGCAGACAAGUCAGCAGGCGUGUUGGCAGACAAGUCAGCAGGCGUGUUGGCAGACAAGUCAGCAGGCGUGUUGGCAGACAAGUCAGCAGGCGUGUUGGCAGACAAGUCGGCAGACGUGUCGGAAAACGUGUCGGCAGACGUGUCGGAAAACGUGUCGGCAGACGUGUCGGAAAACGUGUCGGCAGACGUGUCGGAAAACGUGUCGGAAAAUGUGUCGGCAGACGUGUCGGAAAAUGUGUCGGCAGACGUGUCGGAAAAUGUGUCGACAGACGUGUCGGAAAAUGUGUCGGCAGACGUAUCGGAAAAUGUGUCGGCAGACGUGUCGGAAAAUGUGUCGGCAGACGUGUCGGAAAAUGUGUCGGCAGACGUGUCGGAAAAUGUGUCGGCAGACGUGUCGGAAAAUGUGUCGGCAGACGUAUUGGAAAAUGUGUCGGCAGACGUGUCGGAAGAUAUGUCAGAAGAUGUGUCGGCAGACGUGUCGGAAGAUGUGUCGGCAGACCAGCCUUUAACUUUGGAUGACAUUAAAGAUACUGGCCGUGUUGGACAUGACUUAUAUAAAUGCGGUUAUAUGGAUUGCAAUUUCACAGCGUCAAACGCAAUUUUGUUGAAAACACACAUCAAAAAGUGCAAUCUCGUGGUGGGAGAGCCUAUCAAAAACUUAUUUUGUCCGCAUUGUAAAAAACGUUUUGUUAAAAUUGGCUUGCUCCUAGAACAUAUGAAGACUCAUGGAUUAAAACGUUUUGGAUGUUCGUUGUGUAAAUUGAGAUAUUCUGUUUCGUAUCAAGCUACGGCUCACAUGAAGCAAAAACACAAGUUAUUCAAUCCGAAGUUAGUUCCUGCCGACCCGACAAAUCCAUCGGCUGAUGGUCUUUUUAUUGUACACGCAACUCCUCACGCAUCUGAACGAAGAUCCAAGAAGCGUAGAAGUAACAGAUUGGGAACGGAACAAGAAAAUGAAAAAUCUGCCGAUAACGAAAAGUUAUCAUUCAGUCCUGACGAGAUAGAACAAUUACCACGUCAGGCAAUUUACAAUCGGGAGGUUCAGUGUGCUGUUUGUCCUUACACAACUAAAGUUCGGACAAAUAUUGUUCGGCAUUUAAAAUUACACGCAAAAGAUGAAAGCGUACCUGAAAGCGGCCCGGUUAAUCCUGUUCCUUGUUUAGAUAAAAAAGAAAAAAUGUUUGAUAAGAUGGUGAAUCUAGCGAGCAGCUCGCACCAAAACGGUCGUAUGGGUCCAAAACCCAGAGAACCUGUUAAAGAAAGCGAGGAAGACGACACUAUACCGAAGUUUGUACCGGAACACAAAAGAUACGUGUGCAGCGUAGCUGAAUGCAAUUAUUUAACGGUGGAUGAAGCAAUGUUAAGAUAUCAUUUAAAGGCUUUACAUUCAGAAGAGCCAUAUUUUCGUUGUCCACAUUGCCCCUCACCUCCGCCGGGUCAAGAGAAUCAUAUAGCAAUCGACAAAAUGGGUAUUCAUUUAAAAAUGCACGAUACAAGACUGUAUAAAUGCUCCCAUUGCAAUCAUCAUCAUUAUCAUAGUAUUGAAAUGACAUCUAGGCAUGUUGUGGAGCGGCAUCUUACUGACAAGCACCCAGAGAAAAGACCUUUUGUGAAAGUAAUAAGGGAAAUUGAGAACACAGAAAAUGUCCAACAACCGGUCCAGGAAGAGACCGAGGAAGAGGUACCGGAUCCUGAUGGUAAUCAUUGGAAAUGCAAUCUUUGCGAUUUUAAAUGUGUUUAUAAGGCUGACGCAGCCACCCAUGCUGAUACGGUUCAUGGAGAGAGCUCUCAAUAUAAGUGCACUGUGUGUUCAUUCAAAACGAGCGGAAAGAUACUUCUUGAGCAGCAUAUAAAUAACAAACAUACAUACGAUACCAAAGCUGAUUAUACCAUGAUAUACCAGAGGAUAAAAGGUGUCAAUAAACGGAAUACGGAAGUUGUAGAGCAGAGCGGACAAGAUGAACCCUUCGAUACAACGCCACUUUGGAGAAGAAACAUGCCGCGUGUUCGACAUAUCCGCGGGAUUCUUUUGGAGGAGGAAACUGAAGAAUCUCCGACUAGCGAAACGUUUUCCACAACUUCAAAAGUAUCUCUAGGCAAACGUAAGAACGAUGCAGAAAUGGGGGCAAAGCCGGCUAAAAUAAAAUCAACUGGAAAAUCGACGUCUCUCGACGAAAAUAAUAAACAGUAUAGGGAGAAAUUAAAACGAUCGUUUUCGUGUGAGGCGGACGGCGAGAGACAAAUUAUGAAGGAAAACGCACAGGGCAAAUUCGAUUCGCGCAACGUCAUCGGAAACAAAUUAAAUAAAGACUUGGGCGAACUAAGUGAUUCUGACAUGGGCAGAUUUGGACCUUACGGCAAACCAGAAGGCAAUAUGUAUGUCUGUACACUGUGUAAUCACUUCAAGACAAAAUAUAAGCACGAUAUGAGAGAUCACCUUUAUAGAGAGUUGAAAUAUCCUAGAUGGCACUGUAAGGUUUGCGGAUAUUUAUCGGUAAAUCGUAAAUCAUUGCUGCAGCAUUUUGGAAAACGUCAUAAUGGGGAAAGUCCAGAACACGAGCCACUUACUCCGGAUAAUUCGAUUGAAGAUUGGGUGACAACUUUAUUGAAGAGACAAUCGGACAUGAUCAAAGCUACGCUUCGCGGCAUAAAUGUUCACAAAAGUACUAGUUCUUCAAGUCCAGAUACUAAUCUCACAAAAAUCUCAAGCGACAAGAAGACCGUGAAUCUUGCACCUACGAUAUCCAAUCUGCAAAAUGACAUUCUUGAAGAUGCUAAUAGAGGCACUAUAGACACUGACGAUGGCGACAGCCAAGACGAGGAUCUUGUAAUUGACAUGAAGGAGGACGAGGAUAGGAGCAAUGACGAGCUUGAAAAUGAUAAACUUCGCGAGAAGACCGAUGACGACCUGGAAAAGCCGAUUAUCUGCAAACACUGUCAAGUGAAAUUCACUCGUCAGCGCGGAUUCAAGAUGCACGUUCAAUAUUCUCACUUAAAACGGUUCGGUUUCCUAUGUCCUUACUGCGACCGCAGCAGUAACUCGGAAGUGACAAUACGUCAGCACGUCCGCGCGAAGCAUCCGAACGAACCAGAAAAGUUUGUACAAAAUGCAGAUACGUGGGGAAACUCUAAGCUGAACGACAAGUUCUGGGAAAAGGAAUACGGUCUCUCUCCACAGAAACCGAAAAAGCGGAAAUUAAACCCAGAAAACAACGCUACUUCUUCCACAGCCGUAACCGCUUCUGCUGGUAAUCGUGUAGAGAAAUGCAAGAUGUGCAAUUUCACAGCCGCAAAUUACACUGGCUUGAAGAGUCAUAUGAGGACACAUACUUAUAAACACAAAUUCAAGUGUCUGUAUUGCACCUACAGUUGUUUGCUCAAGGCAGAGAUGUUGGAACAUUGCGAUUUAAAUCAUCCUUCGGUGCCGUGGAAAUUUAAGGAACUGUCCUCGGCUGGCUCUUCUUCCGUCGAGACAAAAAAUAAACCAUCGACGUCUCAAAAACAGGAUGUCGACGCGUCGAAGAAUGUGGAGGAGGAAUUGUGCGAUCCAGCACAAACCAUAUACUACGGCUGUUUCUAUUGUGAUCUUCGCAGCAAUUCGCUGCCAUCCAUCAAGCAACACUGGAAUCUUAUACACAAGGAUUCAAAGAGUUCGAAUAAUACUGUCAGUGCAAAGUUUCCGUUUAGAUAUAAGGAGAUAUCUGUGCAGAAAUUGUCAUAUACAAAUUCCAUGAAGAAAAAAGUCACCACACUUGACAAAACUAAGCAGGCAGAGAAUUUAUCGCCUAUUGUUCAACAGCACGGAUGGAUUUGUGAAUGGUGCCAAGAAUUUUGUGCAACCGACAGUAUUCGAGUAAGGCAUCAGAACAUGUACCAUUCGCAUUUACCACACAAAUGGCAGAAGCAACAGCAGCAGGCGCAAGACCAGUCGAAAGACACGUUAGUACGAUUGCCCGUAUCUAAUUUCGAGAAGUACGCAACGAAUUCGAAGACUGUCCCAAGCUUUGAGUCGGUCCUAGAAAGGUUGAAGCACGUGAGGCAGACCGAAUCCAAUGACAUGAAGAACGAUCAGAGUUCUAUGUUGGAUAUCUCCACAUCGGAAGGAGAUUCCAGCGAUGGUCCUCAUGGUAUCGCGAGGAAAUCCACCACCAAAUCAGUCAUUCCGUGCGCAAAACCGGGUCCACGUGUAUUUAAAGCUGUUGCACGCAAAUCCACGAAUCCAAGACCGAGCAUUUUUACGCCACAUCUGUCUGCAGUGGACAGUACAGACACGGAAUUCGAAGAGGAUAUGGAAGAGGAAGAGGAGGAAAUAACACGAAGUAAAGCGUUCUCGUAUUAUGGAAUACCAAGCAGCCCAAUUAAUCUAGCUGAGUUGAACACAUAUAUGGUCGUCGGUGGCCACUCUAUGAGAGUAAACUGUAUGACUCUUGCAACAUUAAUUGAUAUCAAGCCAAAAGUAUUAUUGAAAGAUAUCAAGAAAGAUCCUAAAUACGCCGCGAGUCUGUCAAAUUUGGAUUAA
Messenger RNA from Solenopsis invicta (red fire ant), 15815 nucleotides. RefSeq lists its product as uncharacterized. The transcript has 18 exons. The record is from RefSeq and is a predicted model, not a curated record. Gene Ontology annotation, biological process: regulation of DNA-templated transcription. Gene Ontology annotation, cellular component: nucleus. Gene Ontology annotation, molecular function: RNA polymerase II cis-regulatory region sequence-specific DNA binding; DNA-binding transcription factor activity, RNA polymerase II-specific. The coding region runs from base 2178 to 15815 and encodes 4545 amino acids. NCBI's taxonomy places the organism in Eukaryota, Metazoa, Arthropoda, Insecta, Hymenoptera, Formicidae.